This is a messenger RNA of Sphaeramia orbicularis (orbiculate cardinalfish), 261 nucleotides long. RefSeq names its product UPF0329 protein ECU05_1680/ECU11_0050-like. The transcript has 3 exons. Lineage: Eukaryota; Metazoa; Chordata; Actinopteri; Kurtiformes; Apogonidae. The annotation marks the transcript as partial. The record is from RefSeq and is a predicted model, not a curated record.
AUGAAAGAAAGUCAGGAGAUAAGAGUGAGAGGAGAGAUAGGAAAGAUAAGGGGGGAAAGGAAAGGAUGUGAGGAGGAACAAAAGAAAGACCUGAGAGCUAAAGAAAGGAAGGAAUAUAGGAAGGAAGAGAAAAAGGAGGAGGAGAAAGAAGAAAAGAGAAAAAGAAAAAGUGAAGGUAGAAGAGAAGGAGAAGAAGAAAAAGAGAAAGAGAAGAACAAGGAAGAGGAAAAGAAGAAGACAAAACAAAGUUAUAGAAGGAGG